Molecule: messenger RNA, 1373 nt
Organism: Pseudogymnoascus destructans
Lineage: Eukaryota; Fungi; Ascomycota; Leotiomycetes; Thelebolales; Thelebolaceae
Exons: 1
Coding region: 279-1304 (341 amino acids)
Molecular function (GO): hydrolase activity
Source: RefSeq, a predicted model, not a curated record
AUUCCUCCCAUCUCAUCAGACACAUAUCAGCGGACCGCUGGGUACCUUCCUUCUUCUUCACUGCGGGGAGCCUCGGCUCAUUGGUCGAUCCUCCCCGCUUCCAGUUACCGCAUAUCUCAUCGCUGGCAUCAGUUGCGAUAUAUAAAUUUUUCUCAUCUCAUCAUACACCUAUCUCCACCAUACCAAAGCAAACAAUUAACCUCACCGGACAAACCCGCAACCUGACCCAGUCCAACUACACAGCACCCACAUCAACCAUCAAACCCCACGCACAAACAAUGUCCCCCUUCCCCCUCUCCGCCUUCGCAACCCCACACACCUUCAACCCCCCCUCCGGCAGCCGCAUCGCCUACCACCUCUUCACCCCCUCAACCCCACCCAAGGGAACCAUCCUCCUCCUCCACGGCUUCCCCGACCUCCCGGCCGGCUACCGCCACCAGAUCCCCACCCUCCUCGCUCUUGGCCUGCGCGUCCUCCUCCCCGCCCUCCCCGGCUACCACCCCUCCGCCGCCCCCACCGAUCUCGGGCCCUACACCCUGCGCUCCAUCUCCCGCGACCUCGCCGCCCUAGCUGCACACCUCGGUUGCGGCGACGGCGGCGUCUACGUCCUCGCGCACGACUGGGGAGGAGCUCUGGCAUGGCGUCUCGCGCUGUGGGAGCCGCAAUUGGUGAGGGGCUUGAUAGUGGUGUGCACGCCGUUCGAUUCGCCCAAGCCUGAAUCACCCUACGUGUCGCUUGAAGAGCUGGUCGCCGGGCCGCUGCCGCAGUUUGCGUACCAGCUUACGUUUGCGAGUGGGGAGGUGGAGAGGAAGGUGCGCAGUCUGGAGGAGGUGAGAAGUUUUUUGAACGCGCUGUAUGGAGGCAAGAGUCGGGAGGGGAGGCCCGGGUUCGAUACUACGAGGGGUGUGGAUUGGGGGUUGGUUUUGAGUGGAGGGCUGGCGAGGACGACGCUGAUGAGUGAGGCGGAGUUGGAGUACUAUGCGAGGACGUAUGCGGCGGGGGGUGGGAUGAGGGGACCGCUGAAUUGGUAUCGCACGAGGAAGUUGAACUGGGAGGAUGAUAAGGAGAUUAAGUGGGAUGGGAAGGUCAAGGUGCCUACGCUGUUUUUGCAGGCGAGUAAUGAUACGGCGUUGCCGGUGUGGAUGGCGAUGGGGAUGGAGAGUCAUUUUGAGGAUUUGAAGACCGUGCAGGUGCCUGGGACGCACUGGGUUUUGUUGCAGGAGCCAGAGGAGUGUAAUAAGCAUAUUGGAGCGUUUUUGAGCGAGCAGAUGACGAAGGAGAAAGCGGGGGAGAGUAAACUGUGAAGAGCUAAACUUAAGAUUGAGAAUAGAAUAGGAAUGGGAAAUUGCAACUGGAACUGGAUCUUGCACGGG